GCAAGUCGGUGCUUGCUUUCAGCUGGUAGCUCCAAACCAAAACAGUGGGAAUGUUUUGCUUUUAUAUCCAGAACAAAGCAUAAAUUUGCCAAGGUAUCGUAUUGGUUUGCGACGGUCACCUUCCCUUAUCUGUCAUCUUGUCUGAGGAGUCAACAGUCGGUCGGUCAAAAUGGAGGAUCUUGGUGGCAGCGGGGCGGAGUCUGUGGCAUCACCCCCAGCAGGCACACCAAAGUCUAAGUUGGACACAUUGGCCAAAGAUGACCUCAUCAAGUUUGCCAAGAAGCAGAUGGCUGCCAUGCAGAAGAUAAAGAGCAAAUGUGCAGAUUUGGAGAAGGAAGUUGAAUCCCUCAAACAACAGCAAUCAAACACCAGUAGCAGCAAUUCAAAUGAUGCAAUAUUGAUACAGGAACUCUCUGAGAGAAUGGAUGCUUUGUUACUGGAGAAGGCAGAGAUUCAGCAAAGCCUGGUAUUGUCUCGUAAAGACCUAGAGAGGACAAAGCAGCAGGCCAAGGAUGACUUGGCCACACUCCAAGGAGAGCUUGACUGUUUGAUGCAAGACCACCAAGGGAAGAUCAAGACCCUAGAGAGCCUCAUUGAGGAAUCUACCAGCAAACACGAAGAGGAAGUGGCCCGUUUUCAGAAGCUCCUGAAAGACAGAGAAGAGAGCGACAGGGCAAGGGAGAGUGAAAGAGAGAGGGAACGUCAAGCUGAACAAAGCAGCGUGAAAGAGCAGUUGGAGAAGGUGCAGCAUGGUUUGGAAGCUGAGCUGGAGAGCCUUCGAGCUGAGCUGGAUGCGAUUCAAGAACGAAAAUGCCAGGAGAUGGCCGAGCUGCAGGAGAGUAACCAGAGGGAGCUGACAGAGGCCCAGCAGGAGGUGGAGAACCUGAGGGAAGAGCUGGCUCAGAGGAACCUGCAGCACGAGGAGGAGAUGAGAGCCCUGGAGGAGGACUGCGAGAUAGAGAGGGAACGUCUCCUCCUUCUCCACGAGGAGCUGACCGAGCAGCUGGCUCUUAAAGACAGCUACCUGCAGGAUGUGCAAGAGGAGGAUGAGGAACCUGUUCGAGGUUCAGGAAUUGCUAAGAUGCUGGAGCUGUCCGGCUGCAGCCAAGGCGACUCCAGCCAUAGGGAUGGAGAAGAGACUGAAACUAGGAGACUGAGAGUUGCUCUGGAAGAUCUCCAGGCCCAGAACACCAUGUUACAGGAUGAGCUAACCUUGCUGAAUAAUGUCAAGGGUGAAAUUGAGGCAGAGUUGGAGAGAGCUAAGGAAGAGUUCCAGAUGGAGAGGGAGGAGCUGGAGUUCAAAAUUGAUGAGCUACUGAUGAACCGGGAAGGUCCUGUCACUGAUUCCACCACAACCCCAAGCCACAUGAACUGUGACCCUGUGAUAACCCUUGAUUCGCACACACAAGAAGUAUUAGGUGAGCUCCAACAACAGAGUGAAGGACACAAGGAUGAAGGGGAUGAUCUCCAAUCUAGAUCCAAAGUGGUGACUUUAGCAGUCAGUCCUGUCCAAGAUCAACAGCUCUUGAAUCCAGAUGAGCUACAGAAGCUAAAUCUUGAAUCCCAGGAGCUCCAGCAGGUGAGGGCCCAGUGUGAGGCCCUAAUUAGGGAGAGAGACUCUGCCCUGGCUGGGUACCAGCAGACAAGGGACAUAUUGCAAGGUCUGGAGGCAGAGCUGGGCCAGAAGACGAGGGACUUUGUCCUUCAGUAUGAGGCCAUGAAGGAACAAGGAUCCAAUGCACUACAGACCCUCAAAGACGAGAUCCAAGAACUCCGCCAGGAGAGGGAUGGACUUGUGGACAGGGUCAGGGAGGUUACAGAGGAGAAAAAUAGCCUGGUGGAGAAGGUACAAGACUUGAAGCUGAAGCUUGAAGGCUCCUCAGAUGAGACCCAAGCCACAGAGGAGUUGAAAGUGAAACUCCAAGCCUCAGUAAUGGAACAAACAGCUGUAGCCUGUGAGCUAAAGGAGUCUGUAGAGAUGCUAACCAGGCAGAAUGAGGAAGUCCUUUCCCGGCUUCAGAUGAAGGAGACCAUGGCUCAAGAGCUAGAGGAGAUAGUCACCACCCUUACAACAGAACGAGACCAAAUUCAGUCCCUGGUCAAACUCAGAGAAGAGGAAGUGGCAAGGCUGAACAAUGAGAGAGCAAAAGAAGUCCAGGGGCUGCAGGAAGAGAAACAGAAAGAGAUAGACAGGCUUAGAAAGGACAAAGAGAGCGAGUUGGAGUGCUUGAGAAAAGAGAAGGAGAACGCAGUAGAACAUUUGAAAGAAGAGAGGGAAAAGAUGAAAGAGAGUUUAAAAGAAGAGAUAGAGGUUGUUAUCAAAGAUCUCUCCUCAGAAAAGGCUGACCUCCAGCAUAAACUUGAGGAGGCAUCAUUUGCACUUUCCCAAGUUCAGGAAGAGAGGGAAGUUUUGGGCUCAAAGUUGGCAACUCUGGAGCUUCAGCUGGAGCAAAACAGUUCUGAAAAGCAGCAUCUAGAAACCAGGUUGAGUUCACUGGCAGAGGAGAUAAAGCAGGCCCAAGCCACCAUUAGAUCUCUGGAGGAAAACCAGUCUGAAGCCCUAAGGAGCUCCACUGAAGAGGUGCAGGAGCUCCAAACUCGUGUAGGGGAGCUUGAAAAGGAGAGGAGCCAACUGAGGAGUAGACUUGAAGAGGCCCAGGGGGAGACAAAAACGGAGGAGGUGCAAGAAGAGCUCCAGGCUCGUAUAGAAGAUCUGGAGAAGGAGAGGGACAUGCUGAGGAACAACCUGGAGGAGGUGGUGAGGGAUAUGGAAGGGCUGCAGAAUGAUCUGAAGGAAAUGAAGUUGGUCAAUGAAAAGAUUAGAGAUGAGAACCAGAAAUUACAGACCCACAUUUCUCUGGUGACUCAAGAGAAGGAAGAGAAGGAAAUGGACAGACAGAAUAUGGAAAAAGAGAGAAGAGCACUUGAAGAAAAAGUGACCGAGAAAGAUUCACUCGUGGCACAGCUGAGGAGUGAGUUGGCUGCCUUCCAAGAAUCUGAUGCCAAGCCUGCUGUCUCUGAGGAAAGUGGAGCCAGUCAGUUCCUGGAGAAAAUUGCCCUCCUGGAGAAAGAAAGUACAGUGAAGGACGAGAAGAUGAACAAGAUCAAGGCAGUUGCUGUCAAAGCGAAAAAGGAGCUGGAUGCCAGUAAGAAAGAGGUUGCAGCCCUGAAGGAGGAAGUGGACACACUGAAGGUGGAAAGGGAGAGAGUGAGCCACUCUAUGAAGGAUAUCAUCCACAGUGCUGAGGGCUACAAGAAUCUACAGAUAGAUUACGACAGGCAGACAGAGCAACUGGAUAAGGAGAGAGAGAAGGUGGAAGCAGCAGAGAGACAAAUUGCUGAGCUGACCAAACGACUCAGCACCGCUGUCACACAGAAUGAUAUGCUGAGCAGUGAGAAGGAGGACCUGCGGGCCGGCAUGGACACCCUGCGGAGCACAGUGAGGCAGCUGGAGGCCCAAAGCCAGGAGCUGCAGAGGCACUCAGCCAGCCUGGACAGAGAUCUGCUGACAGAGAGAGCUCUGAGGGAACAGAAGACCAAGGAGUUGUCAUCUGCGUUGAAGGAGGUGGAGGAACUGACAGCUCAGCUCCACAAGCAGCAACAGCAGUCUCAGCAGACCGCCCAGGAGCUAGAGCAGCUACGCAAGGAGGCGCAGCAGAGCUCCCUCCUGGACAUGGAGAUGGCCGACUACGAACGGCUCGUCAAAGAGCUCAACGCUAAGGUGUCCGAGAAAGAAGCGUGUGUGGAAGAGCUGAAGGGCCAGAUCCGCACACACACCCAGAGGGAGGACGCACUCAACCAGGAAAUUGAGGCUCUGAAGUCCCAGCUGGACCAGGGGGAGGAGAAAGCCUCCAAGAUGAAACAGCUGCUGGUGAAGACCAAGAAAGACUUGGCCGAUGCCAAGAAACAGGAGGCCUCCCAUAUGAUGACAGAGGCCUCUCUGAAAGGUGAACUGGAGGCUAACCAGCAGCAGCUAGAGAGUUGCAAGAUUGAGAUCUGUGAGCUGACGGCCGAGCGCCACCGCCUGCAGGAGCAGCUGAGGUGUGUGUUGGAGCAACAGCAGAGAAACAACAGCUCAUUGCAGCAACGCAUCAGCAGCCUGCAGCAGGAAUGUGAUACUGCCAAGGCCGAGCUUGAGGCAACCACAGCAGAGUUUGAAAGUUACAAGGUGCGAGUCCACAAUGUGCUCAAACAGCAGAAGAACAAAAGCAGCGCACAGAACGAGGGAGACCCCGGCAAACUGGAAAGGGAGCAGCUGUCCUCUCAGGUAGAGCAGCUGAGGUCCAGGCUGGUCGAGAGCCAGCAGAGCCUCCAGAGCAGCACAGCAGAGCUGCAGCAGCUCCAGACUGAACACGACACUCUGCUGGAGCGACACAACAAAAUCCUCCAGGAAACCGUCAGCAAGGAGGCCGAGCUGCGAGAGAGGCUGCUGUCGGCGCAGUCGGAGAAUGUGGCUCUUCGGUCGGAACAGGCCCAAGCCCAGGCCGAUCUGCAUUCCCAGGCUGAGGCCCAGCGCCAGAGCUUCAGGGAGCAACUGAGGAGGCUGCAGGAUGAGCACCGAGCGACCGUGGAGACCCUGCAGGGCCAGGUGGCCUGCCUGGAGGAGCAGCUCUUUGCGCUGCAGAAACAGAGCAGCUCCGCUGUGGUCCAGUCCAGCCGGAAGCCCCUUGUGUCAGAGGCCCAGCGCAGAAACGCAGACCACGGCCAGGGCGGGCUGAGCUUACUGGCACUCAGCGACCUCCAGUCCAUGGCCAGGGAGGAGGGUGAGGGAAUGGAGACCACAGAGACAGAGAGCCCCUCCCCGGCACACACUCCCAUGCCCUCUCUGGAGCAGCUUCUCACCUCUCCCGACCCCAAACAAGAGCCGUUUGUGUGGACGGUGGAGCCCACCAAAGAGGAGCUGAGCCAGAAACUGAGCACAGCUACUCGCAGUAUGGAGCACAUGAACAGCCUCCUGCAUGAAACAGAGGCCACCAACGCAGUUCUCAUGGAGCAAAUCACUCUGUUGAAGAGCGAGGUGCGUCGUCUUGAGCGUAACCAGGAGAGGGAGAAGAGCGUGGCCAACCUGGAGUACCUGAAGAACGUCCUGCUGCAGUUCAUCUUCCUGCGCUCAGGCAGCGAGAGGCAGGCGCUGCUGCCCGUCAUCCACACCAUGCUGCAGCUCAGCCCGGAGGAGAAAAACAAACUGGCUGCCAUCGCACAGGGUGAGGAGGAGGCGUCGGGCUCUCGCGGCUCAGGCUGGUCGGCCUAUCUCCACAGCUGGUCUGGGAUCAGAUAGACCCAAACACACUGGGAACACAAUACUCGGAGCUGACUGGGCAUUCACAUUUGGUAGCCUAUACUGAGCAAUCAUAUUCAACACUGGUUACUGGGAAAUUAUAUAGGGGCAUUUAUGUCAGGGAGACAAUACAAGGGGCCAUGUGGAAAUGAAGGAAUAGGGAGACAUGACGGAGACAGUGGAAACCAAAUUAACUGACAUUUCCCAGUGCAAUAGGUACAGUCAUAUCUCUCCAAUGAAUGUGAAUUUUGAUGCAUCUCUAUCAUCUGUCGUGUAAUUAAAACUGUGUCUACUAGGCAUUCCGUUAACGCUUUACUUGAGGUGGUGCUGCUAAGGCAUUAUAAGCAGGGGAAGCACAUUAUCAGAACAUUGUGAAUGCAUGAUAAAUGUUACAAUCACAGAAAUAUUAUAACACACACAAUGUAUGAAAAAUAUACAGGGUUUAAAAUUGUAAUGACGCAACUCAACAGUUAAUGGCAUGUCAUUUUCUCGUGAUUUUAUAAUUAUACUGUAAGAAAAGGUUAUUAAUGCUUUGAGCAGGCUAAUACAGUGCCUUUAAAAAUAUUCAGACCCCUUGAUUUUUUGCACAUACUGGUAACAGUUUCAUUGCAUAAACAAAUGCGAACAAAGUAGAUUUUGUCAGUUUAAAGAACAACAAGUUGCUGGUAUCCUGUUUUGUGUGUGUAAUUACAGAUAUUUGUGAAAGUACUAUCGGGUCAUUGCUUCUGGCACAAGGAUACUGUGUUAAUGUCUCCUGUAGACACUGCCGGCCGGAUCUACUUUCCAAUUCAAAUCGGAAAAUAGCAACAAAAGAGCUGUUUAACUUCUCCAAAAAUGUGUACUAGGAUUUGUUUUUCAUAUUGGCAUAAUCUACUUGGCUCACAUUUGUUUAUGCACCAAAAGAGUUAUUUUUAGCUGUUUUGCCAUGGAAGUGAAAGGAGACACAAAUACAGUAUUGUAGCGGUCCAGAGGAGCACAGAGCAACUAAUGAGAUUUCACCACCAUGUGGACUCAUAUAACACCCAUGGGACUAUACAACUCUCUACAACACUCUACCAAAGUUUUGCUUUAACAAAGCUGAGAGCCACUCCCUUCAUUAGAUUGUAUGGGACUAGGUGUAAUUUUAGAGCCCAGAGUGGACCCUCCAUCACAGUACUUCAACAUGAUUUGGCACACAUGGCUCAUGUUUGGAUGACCUUUGUGUCAAGGUUUUGAGGCUUCAGACAAAAUGUAAAUAAUACUCCCAUCGUGGUUUUUGAACAUACUUACUUUGAAAUAUUAGUGAUUUUUUUUUUCUUCUGUCCAAUAUUUUGACUGAGUUCCAUAGUAAAGAUUGACCAGAAAAGUCCACUGGACAAAACCUACUGUCAUCUACAGUAGAAAUGAACCAUGUCUGCUCAAGUAUUACGAUGGAAUCCCAUUAAGAUUUGUGUGGAGACCUCAUCUUAGCUUUGUUGGCAAAAUU
This is a messenger RNA of Myripristis murdjan (pinecone soldierfish), 6743 nucleotides long. It is a transcript of the gene gcc2, whose product is annotated as GRIP and coiled-coil domain containing 2. Gene Ontology annotation, cellular component: Golgi apparatus. The record is from RefSeq and is a predicted model, not a curated record. The transcript is spliced from 24 exons. Gene Ontology annotation, biological process: late endosome to Golgi transport. Lineage: Eukaryota; Metazoa; Chordata; Actinopteri; Holocentriformes; Holocentridae. Bases 170 to 5278 code for a protein of 1702 amino acids.